Molecule: messenger RNA, 483 nt
Organism: Suillus subaureus
Lineage: Eukaryota; Fungi; Basidiomycota; Agaricomycetes; Boletales; Suillaceae
Exons: 3
Coding region: 159-395 (78 amino acids)
Biological process (GO): mRNA splicing, via spliceosome; spliceosomal snRNP assembly
Cellular component (GO): U2-type prespliceosome; U1 snRNP; SMN-Sm protein complex
Molecular function (GO): RNA binding
Source: RefSeq, a predicted model, not a curated record
ACAGAGUAGAUUUGCAAUAUAUGACCAGCCAACGAAAAGGGCUUGCGAGGGCGUUAUGGAGCUCCUCUGGUAUUAGUUUAGUAUCAGUGUUGAACCAAACACUGCAAAGCAACAAACUUGCUCAGCGGCCCUGACAGUGACCAUCAUCUAUAAUAAUCAUGUCCAAGGCAUCACAACCGGAACUUAAGAAGUUUAUGGACAAGAAAUUGUUCGUCCAUCUGCAGGGUGGCCGCAAAGUCAGCGGCACUCUGCGUGGCUACGACCUCUUUUUGAACCUCGUCAUCGACGAUGCUCUGGAAGAGUCAACUCCAGCUCAGAAACAUCCCAUUGGCACGGUGGUCAUUCGUGGUAACAGUGUUACAUCGAUGGAGAUUCUCGAAGCUGUCCGUCAGUAGUAAUAGCACCUUCUGGUUGUUGCACUUAUAGAUAACUGGAUGGUUCGGCUUCUACUAUCGCUCAUGGUGCCCACGCUAACUCUUUGCU